CUAACGUCUUUCAUUUUUUCCCUCUUACUAGUAAUAAUUGGACAGUGUCAUUUCCUUUUUUCCAAACUCGAAACAAACAGAAGCACACACGUCCUCCUCUCAUUUUCCCUCCCAUCUUUAGCUUUACUAAGAAGAAAACGUAAGAAAUGGUGGCGUUCAGGGUUACUCGCGUCGGAACGACGCCGUUUGAUGGCCAGAAACCUGGAACAUCUGGUCUCCGGAAGAAGGUGAAGGUGUUCACACAACCUCAUUACUUGCAAAACUUUGUUCAGGCAACAUUCAAUGCUCUUGGAUCUGACAAAGUCAAAGGUGCCACACUUGUUAUUUCUGGUGAUGGCCGCUACUUCUCCAAGGAUGCUAUCCAGAUCAUUACAAAAAUGGCUGCAGCAAAUGGAGUAAGACGUGUUUGGGUUGGUCAACAUGGACUUAUGUCCACUCCUGCUGUAUCAGCUGUUGUUCGCGAUAGAGUCGGGGCUAAUGGGUCUAAAGCUAAUGGGGCAUUUAUAUUGACAGCAAGUCACAACCCAGGUGGCCCUCAUGAGGAUUUUGGAGUUAAGUACAACAUGGAAAAUGGUGGACCUGCGCCAGAAGGUGUUACUAAUAAGAUCUAUGAGAACACUACGACAAUAAAGGAGUAUUUGAUUGCAGAGGGCCUGCCUGAUGCGGACAUCUCUAAAACUGGCGUUUCAAGCUUUGAGGGCCCAGAUGGGAAAUUUGAUGUUGAUGUCUUCGAUUCAACUAUUGAUUAUGUGAAACUGAUGAAGUCAAUAUUUGACUUCCCAUCAAUCCAGAAGUUGCUUUCUUCUCCAAAAUUUGGUUUCUGUUAUGAUGCACUUCAUGGUGUUGCUGGAUAUUAUGCUAAACGCAUCUUCGUGGAGGAGCUUGGUGGAAAAGAAAGCUCUCUACUGAACUGUGUUCCUAAGGAGGACUUUGGUGGAGGACAUCCAGAUCCUAAUCUGACCUAUGCAAAGGAGUUAGUUGCGCGAAUGGGAUUGUCUAAAUCACUUUCUGAACCCAAUCCACCAGAAUUUGGGGCAGCUGCUGAUGGAGAUGCAGACCGUAACAUGAUUCUUGGGAAAAGAUUCUUCGUCACUCCGUCUGAUUCUGUUGCUAUCAUAGCUGCCAAUGCUGUUGAAGCCAUACCUUAUUUUUCUGGAGGUUUAAAAGGAGUUGCCAGGUUUACCAUCUUAUGGAUCUUAACUUUCUAUUACAACGAUGUCAUCAUCAUUGCCAUCAUUUUUGUUGCUAUUGUUAUUGAAGAUUUCAAGAAGAAUGAAGCUUCUUGUAUUUUUGUGUAUCUUUACAUUUCAAUGAGCAUUAGUACUUAUACAGAGGUUCCUAUGGCUAAUUUAGGAAGGAAAUCAAUUACAGCUAUUAUACAAAUCAAUUAG
Molecule: messenger RNA, 1391 nt
Organism: Nicotiana tabacum (common tobacco)
Lineage: Eukaryota; Viridiplantae; Streptophyta; Magnoliopsida; Solanales; Solanaceae
Source: RefSeq, a predicted model, not a curated record